This is a messenger RNA of Crotalus tigris (Tiger rattlesnake), 1366 nucleotides long. It is a transcript of the gene INSL5, whose product is annotated as insulin like 5. Gene Ontology annotation, cellular component: extracellular region. The transcript has 2 exons. NCBI's taxonomy places the organism in Eukaryota, Metazoa, Chordata, Lepidosauria, Squamata, Viperidae. The record is from RefSeq and is a predicted model, not a curated record. Gene Ontology annotation, molecular function: hormone activity.
AACCCCUGAUCUAAAGGCUUUUUCUCUGAGUUUCAACUCUACAACAUCCUAUGUCAUCCUUGCUAGAUUACAUCCAUAAUUUCAGAAACCAAUACUAUCUUCAAAUAGAUUAUAUCAGAAUGCAGUAGAAACAUAUAGAAAAGCAAAUCAAGAUACAGAUUAUCUCUCAUUCCAAAAUUAUUUGUUGAUGGUUUUCAAAAUCUGUGCAAAAUUUAAAUCAAAAGAUCAAUAUAGCUGAACCAGCACACAUAUGAUUAAAGCAUUGGAAAAAUUCAGGGAAUCCAAUAAUUCUGCUAAGUGUUCCAAAGCAACAUGGAAUGUUCUUACUAGUUAAGUUAAUCCACUACUUAAAAAAUAUAGCAGCCACAAUAAUUUGCACUUAGUUAAAUAUCACAAGCAAAACUUUGGGAUGUGGAGAUGAAGUGCACAUUUAUAAUAUUGAUCUAAGGCAGAAGUAUUCUAUAAAUGUUCUGGAACACUGAUCUUGCUGUUAUUUUAGCCAAUAUAGUGAUAUACUGAAAGCCCAGUAACUAUUUGAGAACAACCCAGGUACAUAACCUAAAGCACUUAAAGCUAUCAGAAAACCAUUUUACUACUUCUGCCUACGUCAUUCAACCAACAGCCCAGAUACAUAUAAAUUGGUGGCGGAUCUCAGCAUGAACCUCUAGUAGCUCUUUACUUCUUUUCUGCUCAGAUUUGCUACCAGGUGUUUCACCUACUGUACAUAAUGAAGGUGGUACUAUUAGGCCUGCUUUUUCUCUGUGUCAUGGUCAUAUAUUCUGAAACAACAACUGUUAAACUCUGUGGGAGAGAAUUUGUCAGAGCUGUUGUCUUUGCUUGUGGAGGAUCACGGUGGAAAAGACAACUUGGUGACCCUUUCUCAGAAGGGCUCAUAGGUGAGCAUAUAAAUUGCCCAUAUAUAUUUAUCAUUUAAUCUCAUUCAACAGAUGCCAAUGGAAAUUACAUGGAGAAGUCAAAAUCCCAAAGCAACGAAUUAAUCCAGUACAACAUGGAGUCUGAGAAAGAUUUGCGAGGCAUGCAACAGAGGUCUGUGUACAAAAGAAAUGAGGAUGUCAUGCAGCUUACAAUCACUUGUUGUACUAUUGGGUGCAGUGCAAACUCUAUAAGUUCACUGUGCUAAAAAUGUUAAGAUCCUGCCAUGGAAGCUUAUCUAAAUAAGAUGCAUCGUAUUUAGAACAAGAGCGUUUUCAAAUCUUUUCUGUAUUUGUAUUUCACAACUCUGCUGCUGCUAUUCUACUUAGGAUGUUAUACAAAUUAGAAUUUUUUUUUUUCAUACGUGUAUCACCCAUCUGAAGUUAGCUGCUUUGUUUCCUAAUCUUGAAAUAAAAAUGUGCAAUUCUGUAAA